UGUGCCAACGACAGCGAGAGACCAAUGAUUGUUUCAUCUGGUGGGCGUUGAAGAUGGUAACUUCCUACCUUUAUGCUUUCAACCAAGGGAAAAGUCUCACAACAAUUUGUUGAAAUCAUGAACAAAGAGGAAAUCCACCGUCUCCUUGGUUUGGUGUGAGCUCCAAAAGGGCUGAAAAGGUGUCGUAAAAGUUGCAGGCUGAGGUGGCUCAACUAUCUGAGUCCAAACAUCAAGCGCGGUCCGUUCUCAACCGAUGAAGAGGACCUCAUAAUCAGAAUGCAACGGCUACUCGGAAACAGGUGGUCAUUGAUUGCGGGAAGAUUGCCGGGAAGGACGGCGAACGACGUCAAGAACUACUGGAAUUCUUGCCUGGCUAAAAGGGUUUCAGCCAAACCAGCUGCAAUGGAGCUCCCAGCAGCCCCUCCACCUCGCACGGUUAUCUACAGGCCGCAAGCUCACAGGGUCUCCAUGAGAAUGCGUGAGUUGCUGCGUGAGGCGUACUCACCAUGGGAUCGACGAAGCCUCCACUCUUCCAGCUCUUCGCAGCCGCUGGACGGCGCGAAGAUGGCAGACCAGUUGCCAGUUGCGGCAGACGGGUUACUAGUUGCUGCAGAGCCGUUAAGGUCCAGUCUGCCAUGGCUGCCUGGAGAAGGCGAGUUUGCACUAGGAGGAGGAGGAGAUUGGUUCCUCGAUGCCGAACUGGACGACCUAUUCUGUGAUUCAUUUCUUUGGGAUUGGAUGAAGGAUGAUAACGGUUCGUCGCCAUUACUUUAAGUGCUACUCUCUGUCUCUCGCUCUCUCUUUCUGAGUA
This is a messenger RNA of Nymphaea colorata (pocket water lily), 811 nucleotides long. Its product is annotated as transcription factor MYB12-like. The transcript has 3 exons. Bases 277 to 774 code for a protein of 165 amino acids. The record is from RefSeq and is a predicted model, not a curated record. Lineage: Eukaryota; Viridiplantae; Streptophyta; Magnoliopsida; Nymphaeales; Nymphaeaceae. Gene Ontology annotation, cellular component: nucleus. Gene Ontology annotation, molecular function: transcription cis-regulatory region binding. Gene Ontology annotation, biological process: cell differentiation.